Staurois parvus is the source of this 3196-nucleotide messenger RNA. NCBI's taxonomy places the organism in Eukaryota, Metazoa, Chordata, Amphibia, Anura, Ranidae. The record is from the annotation of a GenBank genome assembly.
GACCUAGGCUCGCAGUUGGAUGUGGUUCAGGAGCAUCUUCCCAAUGAUAAAAGUGAGACACAGGGAGAUGUUUCUGCAACUGCUGAAGAUUCAUCCAAUGUGGAGCCAAAUGAAAUGACCCAGCAAGCGAAGGAGCCUAAGCCAAAGCCACUUAGUCUAAGUGAAUACAGGAAGAGGCUUCAGAAUCGAAAACCUAACCUCGACCGAGAGACCGAAAGCUCAUCUUGUAGCAAGUGGCCUUCUAUUUCUGAGCCGCCCACAGAGUUGGCAGAACUUCCAUGCUUGAUUGUGCCUGGAAAAUCGGAUAAAUCAAUGGUACCAGAAAAGCCAAACCCAACUAGGCCCGAAAGCUGCUGUGCACCAAUUGCCCCAGCCACCUCCAGUAUAUUGCCAUCUAUUGUCUCCGGAGCACCGAUUGCUGCUCAGGAUGACCUUCCACAAAGAUCAACUGAUGAACCAUCCUUGCCUAUCAUGGAUACUACCCUGCCCCCGAUGAUGCCUGCACAGCCAAACGUUCCACCUCCAUUCUUUCCUCCUGUUUGGCCAACUGUACCUUCACAGCAACUUUAUUACCCUGGUGUGGCAGUUCCUCAUAUUCCCAGCACCCUACCCCCUAUGAUGCCCAUGCAACCACCUCCAUCAAUGAUGAGCUGGCCUCCGUUUCCCCCACCCCCCAUUGCGAUUGGUCCUGUGCCUCCUAAUGCUUGGGCUUCUGGCCUGCCACCGCCCUAUUGGUCAAAUCCUCCAGUUCUCCAAGGGAUGCCUGAAACCCUUGUUCCUUUCAAUACAGCAAAUCCGCUUGGAGUACCUGAUCAGAAGGUGCCACAGGACGCCGCAGCUCCACCCGGGGAAUGUAGCCCUCAACUGUCUGCUCCAAAACUUGAGGAUAAUAAAAUUGGAAAGAAGGAUCCGAAAACAGCUGAAGCAUCAGAAAGUAUUAAAUCCGGUGUAUCAGUUAAACCUAAAAAUAUUAACUCACAUUCGAUACCCGGAUCACAAGUUUGUUCCGAGGUUAAGAAAUCUGAUUCACCUAAAAUGGAGACUUCUAUACCACCAGAGCCUAAAAAGGCAAGCCUUUCCAUCCCUGACCUGAAAUCUGCAAACGAGGUGGUCUGCAAAAUCAUGGAAAUUCUAAAGAAAGCUCAAAAGUGUGGAUUUCAGCUAAAGCCACCACUUCUGUCAUCUGCUCAGAAGACUGGAAACCCCUCUGAGGUCCCCAAACCCACCGAGGUCAGCGUAUUAAAGUCAACGGAGCCCGAGAAGGCCAGUGGUGGUGGUGCACAAAGCCAGCCUAUACCAGCCACCAUCAAACCUUUGGCCUUGACUUCUGAGCAGCCAAAGCUUGAAGUUUCUUCAAACACCCUUGCGAAAGAAGCUAAAACCUUAACAUCAUCUAUAGUCAACGAAAAACCAAUUCAAGCGACUGUCCUCCCGCCAAUUGAAGCACUUUGUACACCAUCAGAUGCUUUAAAUCCUAAUUUACUUGUUUCUAAUCAAAAGGAGCAAGGAGAAGGUUUAGAUAGUGAGACAGGUAUUGAAGCAUCUGAUCUGACAAGCUUGCUGGAGGAGUUUGAAAAGUCUGAAGCUAAAGAUGAGGAGCGUCUGCCUCCCAGUCCUGAUAAAAUGGCUGUAGGAAACUCGGGAUCUGAGAAGCCAAUGGGGAAGAAGCCUCCUGCGGAGAAACAUCUGGCGCCGGAGUUAGUCAAUACAGCCGGUCUCACCCCUCCGGCCACUCCACCGCAUCAGCUAUGGAAGUCUGCCAGCCAAUCCCUGAAUGGGAAGUCCAAGCCCUUGCAGGUAACCGCUCAGGAGAAGUCAUGUGCCUCGACACUGAAGACCGCAAAGCUCAUCGAGCCAAAACCGUUGCCGCAGAGCAAGCUGAAGAACCGAAGCCUCGCAUCGGCUCCCCCUACGGCACUGCCAGCUGUCCUCGCAUCGGCUCCCGCCGCGGCACUGCCGGCUGUCCACGUGGGAUCCGGUGACCAUGAUUACUGCAUCCUUUCAUUCACCGGUCCACAGAAGGGUCCCGAGACCACAGAGAACAUCGCGGAUGCAACCCAGAGGGAAGAAGGAUCACGCUGGAACGUCAAACACCAUCAAAAUAUCGUCAUCAGGCCCAUCGUGCAGUUCAACAAACGACCACCGAACAAAGCGUGCCCCAAGCAGAGCGCGGAAAAUGCACCUCCUGUCGUCGCCCAUCCAGUACCACCACCCUGCAGAAACAUCCAGAAAGAUAGCAAUGAGCCCCUGGACCACAGGACUAAUGUUCUGGCAGAGUCUGCAUUGAGAGGUCCCCCCGAUUCCGUGUUAAUGUCUCCAGACUCCUCGCCAUGUCGCAGCGAGCUCGGGGAGACCAGAACUGAUGCCAGGAGUGAGAAACCCUCUGUGUCCCGGAGGUCCCUUCGCUGCUAUAGGAAGUACAGGAAUUCCCUCAGUCCACAGAAGUCCACGUGGAGGGGGCGGUCCAGCGGUAGUCGUUCUGCUUCUUCUUCUUCCUCAUCAUCGUCCUCCUCCUCCUCAUCGUCCUCGUCUUCAAGAUCUCGUUCAAGAUCUCCGCCACCAAAGAGGAGAAGAACGUACAGAUCCAGAAGCCGCCACAGAUCGCGCUCCUCCUCCUCCUCCUCCGGGUCUAGUUACGGUUCAUGGAGCUCCUCCACAUCUUCCUCUGGCUCGUCCCGCUCAUGUUCUCCAUCGUCCAGCAGAUCCAGAUCUCGCUCCAGGUCUCCUUACAGGAGAAGAUACAGGAGCAGGAGCCGGAGGUGUGAGUCUCGCGACAGCUUCUACAGGCAGAAGAUAUACCAUAAAGAGCGCGCCAUAGAGGAGAGGAGGGUGGUGUACAUCGGGAAGAUCGGCAGCCGCAUGACCAGAUCGGAACUCAGGAGCCGCUUCUCCAUGUUUGGGGAUAUUGAGGAAUGCACCCUUCACUUCAGAGAGGAGGGUGACAAUUACGGCUUUGUGACUUACCGCUACACCAGAGAGGCCUUCGCCGCCAUAGAAAACGGGCACAAGUUGCGCCUUCCAGGACGAGCUGCCCUUUGACCUCUGCUUUGGUGGCCGACGACAGUUCUGUAAAAGUAAUUACGCUGAUCUUGAUUCAAAUCGGGAAGAUUUUGACCCCGCCCCCAUUAGAAGUAAAUUCGACAAUAUAGAUUUCGACACUUUACUAAGAGAGGCUCAGAAGAAGCAACGGAGGUAA